AUGGAAGUGGAGACCGGAAUCAAUGGGGAUGUCAGCAAUGCUCAGAAGCAGCUUGGCGGCCGGGUGACCGCCACCUACAGAAAGAUCUCCAAGACGGCCGGUGCGAGACCGCGAAUGAUUAGCGACGCCGUUCGUCAUGAUUUAAUGGAUGGAAUCGGGCAAUUCAUCUCGCAGGGUAGCAUGAGCUUCUCGAGUUUCCGCGACGUGUGGCAGAGCCGGAAGCUGUCCGUCCUGCACUUCGCGGUGCCCAGAAGGGUCAACGAGAACGCUUUGCUCCAGCUGUCCUUCUCUGUGGCCCUCGACCUUCUCAUGAAGGACGACGAACACAACGCGGGAGAGGACGAGAUGGACCCGGAUGGCGAAGAGGAUGAGGAUGAUGAUGAUGAUGAUGAUGAUUGCGAGGAGGGGGGGGGCAGGGCCAAGCAGCCUCCUCGUGGCAAGAGAGCCGACGCCGGCGGCCGCGGCCGCGGUCGGGGUGGCCGGAGCAUCACCGGUGCCCGGGGCGGCGGCGUCACGCAGCAAGCGGCCGCGAAAGCCCGUGCUGGAAGCGGUCGGGGCCACGGCGGUGACGCAGCAAACGGCAGUGGCGGUCCUAGCAGUAGUGGCGGCGGUAGCGGUGCCGCGUCGUCUCCUACCGCCACGCCGGUUGAUCUGCCACCGACCCUGCCGGCCCACGAGACCGGGCCGGGGUCCCUCCCGUUCCAGAUCGGCGCCCUGUACGCGCUGUACUGCCUUCACGGGACUCAGUUGUUCAGCUCCGCCCCGAUGCCCGUCCGGGUGUCGCCGGAGGCGAUGCUGGCGCUGGUGCAAGCUCAGGAGGCGGAGAUCAGAUCGAGAGAGGCGGAAGCGGCCAUGGCAAAGGAGGCAAGGGCGGCGGCGAGGGCCAAAAGGGUCCUUGAGGAGGAAAUGUCCACGGGGACCCCGCCCUCGGGAGCCGCGCAGGCGUCGAGCUGGGGGCCGAGGGCGAGAGUGGAAGCAGCGGUUGAGGCCGUUUCCGAGCCCAUCAAGGGUUUGUCUUCAACGUACAGGGAGUACGCCGCCGCUCUCGCGGAGGCGCGUGUUCCGACCAUCACCACCGCCGGCACGUCCCCCGCCGAUGACGACGACAGCAGCGACGACAACGGCAGCACCAUGGGCGACGCAGGUAACAACAACACCGUUGGAGGUCAUACGGCGGGACGGAGCGAGUGGUUUGGGCGAGACCUGGCGGCCAUCCUCGAUCGCACCCGUCGGAAACAGCCGUUGCUCGAUCCGCACGGGCUGAAGGAGCUCGCCCUGCAUCCGCCGCCGCCGCCGCAACUAGAAGCGGCGUGUGCCACAUCGGGGUCGCCAUCUCACCCCCCCGCGUUCAGAGCGUUGCCUUUGCCGGUGCUCCCGGAGACCCUGCACAGGCUAGGGUGGCGUGUCGGGAAGACGGCCAGAACGUCAGUGGUAAGCGCAAAGGAGGAAGCGCGGUCAAGCAUGAAGGCGCGCUCGAAAGCGAAACGGAACGGUGGCGGUGGCGGUGGCGGCGGUGGCGGUGGCGGCGGCGGCGGUAAGAAGAAGACUUCUCAGGGCCCGAUGGUUGCGUCUGGCGUACGUGACAACAUCAGGCUCCUUCAGAUGGAGCUGAAUGCCGGGACAGACGAGGAGGGUGACGACAGCAGCAGCAACAGCAGCAGUGGCGAAAGGGAAUCGGCGAGGGAGGGGGGUGUGGGGGCAGGGCAGGAGGGGGAAGUAGUAGACGAGUGGAUGAGCGAUGACAACUACGGGUUGCCCUCAGGAGUGCAAUCGAGAGUAACGACCGGGAGCCCCCCCGCCCGUGGCGGUGCUGGUUCCGCUAAGAGCGCUACGUUUGGGCUCCCCUCCGCUCCCGGGGUUCCACGGUCGGCGGCGGAGAAAAAGGCAACUGCGGCUGGUACCCGACCCUCCUCGUCGGUUCCUGAGGUGUCGCCAGUGGCGACACCGUUGGCAUCGAGCGGCGCGGUGGGGGGUGGUGGAGCAAGAGCAAGCGCGGCCGCCGGUGGCGGCGGGGGGGCAGGGUUCGAUGCGACCGCGAGCGUGGGCGCGGGCGUCGGCGAUACCAGCAGCGAUUCGGGCUCGGACGAUGACGCUUCCGCUGGAGCAGGAGGCCCCGGCCGGAAUGAAAUUGCCGGAGGGUCUGGCAACACCGCCGGGAGCCGUACAGCACCUCCCCCUCCUUGCCCCGCUCGUACCCCUGGUGGUGCGACUCGUGCAUCUGCCGCUAAUGCUGCAGUUGGGGAUGGCAUCUCUUCCUCUGCUUCGUCGAGCAGAACCGAAGCUGAAGCACCAGCCGUCUCUAGAGCAUCUGCCGCUGCCGAGGCCAACGGCGGUGUGGCACGGGGGCAGGAGAUGGGCGAAACUUCUAGCGACAGCGACGACGGCUAA
Messenger RNA from Ectocarpus siliculosus, 2388 nucleotides. The record is from the annotation of a GenBank genome assembly. Lineage: Eukaryota; Phaeophyceae; Ectocarpales; Ectocarpaceae.